GUUUAUGAGAUUUGUUAUCUCUGCCCGGUACCAGUCUAACAAUUUCACUCCGGGCGCCAUCUUUCAUCUCUGAUAAAAACAAUAAACUAAUGUCCAGGUGGGUUCCCACUGCCGAUCCGAUCAACUCGAUCAUCCCGAUCACCGAAAUUUCCCGACCAAACCCGACCAAGCUCUACUAAAAAGGGUAUACACCACUUCUUCUCGACCUCUUGUCGAUAACACACGACCCCCACACGACUCAUUCACGACGUCCACUCAACCAUCUUUCCGAUUUCUGUUCGAUCAUCUCGACCUAUACGCGAGCUCUAUACGAUCUCAGCGCGACCAAGUGGACCUCAACUCGAUCGCCACAAGAUCUUCACAUGACCAGAUCUUGAUGGUCGUACUACAGUCGUACCAAGCGAUCUAAAAUAACUCGGGAAGAGGUUGAGCUGAUCGUGUGCAGAGCUCGUGUAUGAUCGAAUAGCAAUCGGGAAGUGAUUGUGUACGGUCGAGUAGCCGUCGGGUAGCAGUCUAGUAAAUAUGUACAUCAAAUCGAAUAGAGGUCGAGUGGAUAGUGUUGCGAUCUAAAAUAACUCGGGAAGGGGUCGAGCGGAUCGGGUACAGAUCGUGUAAACGAUGUCAAUCCGAUCGCCUCAUGAUUGCGUCUCGAUCAACUCAAUCUUGUACUCGACUAAUACUCGACCACUUUCCGAGCGCUUCUCGAUCCACUUCCUACUCGACCGCUACUUGAUAUUUUUGACAUGUCAAAAAAUAUCGGGUAGGAAGCCCGACCAAUGCCAACCUACCCGACCGCCCCCGACCACUCAUGCCGACCGAACCAGACCAGUACCCGACCGCUUGGUCGGGCUUGAGCGAGUUGAUCUGAUCGGGUGUGGGAACCAGGCUUAAGGCUUUUCAGAUCUGGCUUCUAUGGAACCUUCUUGCCACAAUCUCCAAUAUGGAAUCAAAAGAUUGCUCAACUGUAAAUAAAGAACACUUUGACAUUGGGGAUAAUCAACAUGCAUCCUCCUGUGAAGGGUUGGCAUUUCCAGUAAAUGAAGAAAAUUCAUCAUUUGAGGGCAUUGCACCUGCAAGUAGUGAAAUAAAUGAAAUCUCAGACAUUCAUGGAAUAGAUUCUCAGUCUGGCAAAGAGAUUUUAGGUGAGCCUAAAUUCGAAGUGGAUAGUGCUGGUCCAAACCAUGACAAUCUUUUUGCUGAACAAAGCACAUGUAAUGCUUCAUGCAUGAAAGAAAAUCGUGAAAACCUCAAACAGGUGUCCUCAGAAAGCUGCAAUUUAGACAAUUUAGUGGAUUGUCAAAGGGAGACAAAUCCAGUGGAUGACUCUACAUGUAAACAAAAAAUAACUUGUAGUACCUUUGAUGAUGUUUAUGAGCAUGGUGAAGGACAUUUUGUUGCUAAAAAAGUCAAAACGAUGCGAACAAAACUGGCUCGAAAGACUUCUGGGACUGAUCGAAUUUCUGUGAAAUCUGCUACUGUUGAUAAAAACAUGAAUCCGCAAACUCAGACCAAUAGGAAUCAAGUAAAUGAGAGCAAUGACCUUGACAGUGCCUGCAACUGCCCUGUUUCCAGAGGGAAAACAUAUAUAUGUGGUGCUUGUGCUAAAAAAUUUAAAACCAUAUGUGAGCUACAUCAACAUUUUAAAUUUCAUGGGUCAAGAGGUUCCUACCAUUAUGAUGAGUUAACUUUGACUGCAUUUCCUAAGUUUGAUUCUGUGUGUGUUUCUUCACAGACUAAAAAUGAUCCAGAAAGCGUAGUUGUAGCCAAACCUGUUCUGAAGGCAUUGAUUUCCACUGCAAAUGUGCGAAAACGAAAACAGUCACCCAUUAAGAUCUCAGUGAAAGAAAAGAAAGCAAAAGCUAAGCAACCUGAGUUGCAAAUAGUUAAAGAACCAAAAAAGAGAGGCAGAAAGCCAAAAAUUAAGCCAGAUAAUGAAAUUACAUGUGAAGAAGGAAAAGUGAGAUGUUUACCAAGACAAGUUAAAACUAUGAACAAAAGUAAAACUAAACCCAAUGAAGUACAGCUAAAUGCAGCUUUUGAAAAUAAAGAUGUAACUGAUAAAAUUAAUGCCAAAAUAUAUGAAUGCAAUAUGUCUGAAAACUCAUCAACAGUAGAUAAUGAUGCCAAAGUAGCUAACCAGAUAAAAACAGCCUCUGAUGAACCCAAACAAACUGUUGCUGUCACAGAAAUAAAUGAAGUGGCACACAAAGAUGAGACAUCAAAAUCAUCAAGCGAUGAACUCUGUGAUAACAUUGAAGAAGAAGUUAAUACUGACCUUAGUGAUGAUAAGAUGGAAGACACGUUGAAAAACGAGGUAAAAUUACUAAAGGAAUACAUAGGAAGGAAUUUAAAGACAAGGGGCAAAAAAAAAAAAGGGACAAGAGUUGUCCAAAAGUCAAACAGUGAAUCUGGGAAUCUGUAUAUGUCCUGUGAGGUAUGCAACACAGUGGUUCUUCAGAAAAAGUACAAAGAACACUUGGUCUGCCAUAGCGACAAGAAGUUGUUUAUAUGCGAAGUAUGUGGAAUGGGAUACGCCAAGAAGAACAAUCUGUCGAGACACAUGUUAUCGCACAGCGACGUGAAACCGUUUCAGUGCAAGCUUUGUCCCAGCCAGUUCAUACGUAAAAUGGACUAUGAGUGCCAUGUGAACAGUCACAAAGGUUACCGGGCCCACCUAUGCAAGGUGUGUGACAAGAGCUUCCUUACCAGCAAGGGGCUAAAAGCUCAUCAGGAGAACAUCCACAUGGGCUUCACAAAGUUCCAGUGUAGACACUGUGACCGAAGGUUCUUCAAGCGUUCAGGUCUCAACACCCACGAAGCAACCCAUUACGAGGCAACCUUGAAAUGUCAGUACUGCGACCACAAAUUCCGGGACAAGUGUGGACUGCGAAAACACGAGCGAACCCACACAGGUCUCAAGCACUAUCAGUGCCAUGUGUGUAACAACGCCUUUAACCAGUGCACGCCCUACUAUGUUCAUAUGGAAAAACGGCAUAACAUCAAUCGUGAAUCGAUCAAACAGGUCAUGAAAAUUGUCAUGGAAGCAUACAAACGAGUCGGGAAAAAGCUGGAGUUUUACCGGGUACCAUGUAACAUUGAGGAAAUCAUGGCAAAUCUUCUUUCAGAGGAGAAGAUUAAGUUAGAACAGGGUGCUAAUGGGAUAGGGGUGUCGUCUAGUGAUCAUAGUAAAACAUUGUCUUUAUCGCGAAUAAGUCCCAGCACUAUUGCCAAUGUGAUUUCUGGAGGGAAAUCUGAUAAUGGGGUCAGUAAUAUAAUAAGUAACAGAAGUCGAAUUUUGGAGAAUUCAAACGAAGUAAAUCUGAGCGGAUUCACCCUGGUAGAUUUAAAUCAGAAGUAUGAUCUCAGAGUGUGUGUUAAUAAAGGCAUAGAAUCAAAAUCAUAUGAUGAUCAUCAUGUGGCAAUGUCCGUGACAGAGGAAUUUUCGCCAAUGAACUCUAGUUCUUCUGCCCAAAAUUUAAUGCUCAAAGAGGAAUCUGGCGCAAGUCUUCUAGACCUUGAUAAGCAGCCAAAAACUUGGAUCUCUACAGAUGGAAAUACCUUGAUUGUGUCCGGAGAAUUACUGGGAUAUCAAGAGAGUGUGACCCUGGCACAAAACACAGAGGAAAGCCUCCGAUCCAGACAAUAUACCUCAACUCAACUGAAACCAAAAAUGAAGAUUCUGUCGCAGCAUGCUGAAUUUUCUAUGCAGAGACCUCAUGGGCUUGCAGUGACAGAUCAAGUACAUGAAGUGAAGCAGGGGAUGUCGUCUCAUUUAUCAAGCCCUCCUGUUCACAGUCAGGCCGUGCAGCAAAUGGACCCUAUGAUAGAAGCUUAUACGGCUGAUUUUUUAGAGAAAAUCUUUCAGAGCCAGUAAGAGUACUGUCUUUAUGUUUGUCAUGCAAACUUUGAAUAGCCAGUUAGGGAACACAUAAUUGUGUAAUUACAUGUAUUUGCCUGUAACAAUAUACACCUGGGAGGAGUAUUAUAAGUGAUAUUUUUAGAGAGUAGUUUAAAUUCAUUUGGCAUUGUACAGUCUAUUUAUACAGCUUAUAAUACUUACAAAUAGUCAUCUAGAUCAUAGCAUAGUCAAUUAAACAAAAUGAGAGACAUAAAUCCAACAAGCAGGAUGCUUCUCUUUUUUUUCGCCCUGCUGCCUCAUUAAACUGUUUAAAUGCAAUUUACAAAAUUGAAUAUGCUUUGAGAUUGAAUACAUUUUGGCAGGAAUUUUAUCCAGUAUGAAUUUACUUUGCUUUCAAUAAUCAAUUUAUCAUUAUCAAAGUUGUUAAAAAAAAUUAAUGCCUAUGUAAAGUACCUUUUCAUAGCCACGAAGAAAAAAAAGCUCAUUCAUAAUUUAAUUAAAUGCCUAUUGAAAUAAAUGCCCUGGUUGUGUCCAUUUGUUAGUCAUCAGUAUUUUUUUCUUAAGACUGUGUUUGCAUUAGCCUUGAACUGUAUUAUAGAUGUAGAUCAGUCUAUAAACAAUUGAUCAAAUUUGAAUUAAUUUGGUGGUUUUUGUGUUUCAAUAACCACAUGUCAGAAUUUUUAUAGUUGGUAGAUGGACUUUAUAUGAACACAAUGUAUAGAUAGAUAUAAAUUAUUUGUGAUAUUUAUUGGGUGUUCUUGUAACCAUUAUUAAAAUCAGUUGCAUACCAAUUAUUAUUUAGAUUUUGAUAGCUGGAAUUUAAAUGAAAGUCGAAUAUCUAUAUAUUGAGGUUUAUACAGUGAACAAUGCAUUUGAGGACAGGUGCUAUGACUUAUGUGACCUAUGAAGAGUCAGUUAGUUUUAAUUUCGAGGAAACCUUGCAUAUUAUUAUGACAAAUGCUUUGCUUUAUAUUAAUAUUUGUUGUAAUGUUAUCUUUAAGCAAGGCAUAAGAAAAUCAUUUUUAUGCCCCCCUUCGAAGAAGAGGGGGUAUAUUGCUUUGCUCAUGUCGGUCUGUUGGUCGGUCUGUCGGUUGGUCUGUCGGUCGGUCUGUCGGUCCGUCCACCAGGUGGUUGUCAGACGAUAACUCAAGAACACUUGGGCCUAGGAUCAUGAAACUUUAUAGGUACAUUGAUCAUGACUCGCAGAUGACCCCUAUUGAUUUUGAGGUCACUAGGUCAAAGGUCAAGGUCACGGUGACCAGAAAUAGUAAAACGGUUUUUGAAUGAUAACUCAAGAACGCAUACGCCUAGGAUCAUGAAACUUCAUGGGUAGAUUGAUCAUGAC
This is a messenger RNA of Dreissena polymorpha, 5204 nucleotides long. RefSeq lists its product as uncharacterized. Lineage: Eukaryota; Metazoa; Mollusca; Bivalvia; Myida; Dreissenidae. Gene Ontology annotation, cellular component: nucleus. The transcript is spliced from 5 exons. The record is from RefSeq and is a predicted model, not a curated record. The coding region runs from base 941 to 3874 and encodes 977 amino acids.